UUACAGAGCCACAUGGAUUUUUGUAAACAUUACUCGGUUUGUUGUAUCUGCACCGCCACGCGCUUCACACUGACAGUAUUUUAGCCACCAUUCACCAGUGUCACCUAUCAUCUGUUUGUGAGGCUGCUGGUGGACUGAAAUGUCUUUGCGGCUGCUGUCAGUGGAUCCAUCAGACCGGGGCUCUCAGAGGUGCAGGCUGGGUCCGGGAUUGAUGUCAGCGCUGGGUCUGAGUCUGGGCUCCCCGCUGUUGGUGUCUGUCCCAGGGGGGAGCUGCCUGUGCACCGCCUGGCCCCGGCCUGACCUCGCAGAGGGCUUCCUACAGAUGGACCUAAAAUGCUCCUCUCCCAGUCUGAUCUCCCACCCACCCACUCACCUGAACGUGGACCCUGAGCAGAUCACACCUGUGUCCUGCCCCAAGCUGAAAGGUGUUAAAAUCACUGUGGUGGUCCAGGGUGCUGACUUUAAGAAACACACACCUCCUCGGCUGGUUCACGAGCUUGUGAAAGACAUGCUGAAAGGUGUUUUGGUCCAUGAGAAGCAUGUGAUCAACCUGGAGGAUUUUGAUACAGAGAUUAGAUAUGUUGUCAUUGAAAGCGUCAACCUGGACACAGACAGUGCUGGAUUUAUCACCUCAAAAACUGCUGUGGAGAUAGUCUGCAUCCAGACUGUGCGGCAUUACAGGAGUCAACUGCAGGACCAGCAACUGGUGCCACUGGGGGGACUGGAGGAGGUGAGUGCCUCCCUGAGAGAGAUGCUGCAGGUACCUCUGUUUUAUCCAGGCACCCUGAGCUCUCUCGGUGUGUCGUGUCCCAGAGGUGUACUCCUGGUGGGGCCUCCAGGUGUGGGCAAGACCCUGCUGGUGCGCAGAGUUGUGGUAGAGGUGGGAGCCAGCCUGGUGGUGGUCAGAGGGCCAGAGGUGGUUGGAUCACGGCCUGGUGAGAGUGAGGAGAAGCUGCGUGCUGUGUUUGAGCAGGCGCGAUCUGCAGCUGAAGAGGGUCCGUGUGUGCUGUUCUUAGAUGAGUUAGACUCACUGUGUCCGAGGAGAACCGGCUCGUCGGCACCUGAGAACCGCCUGGUCGCUCAGCUCCUAACACUGAUGGACGGGAUGAAUCAGUCCGAUCGCUUCCUCAUCGUUGGAGCCACCAACCGGCCGGACAGCUUAGACCCAGCACUGCGCAGACCAGGGAGGUUUGACAGAGAGAUUAUCAUCGGAGCUCCCACCUUGCAGCAGAGGAAAGCCAUCUUGUCGGUUCUGUGUGAGAGGAUGCCUGUGUGUCCCAGUGUGGACAUGGCAGAGCUUGCACAGAGAACUACAGGAUAUGUGGGAGCGGACCUCAGCGCUCUGUGCACAGAGGCUGCCAUGCACGCUAUACGGGAAAACUCAAAGGGUUCAGGAGAGCAGGUGAUGGGUAUGACGCACUUCCAGGAGGCCCUGAAGGCGGUGCGUCCCUCCUGCCUGCGGAGCAGCCUGGGCAGGACAGAGCUCUCUCCAGUGACAUGGGAGCAGAUAGGAGGUCUGGAUGAAGUCAAACUCAAGCUAAGACAGAGUAUUGAGUGGCCGAUGUUAUACCCUGAGGCAUUUGUCCGUCUGGGUCUGUGUCGGCCCCGCGGUGUGCUACUCUAUGGACCUCCAGGAUGUGCAAAGACAACGCUCGUCAAGGCUGCAGCCAACUCGUCUCACUGUGCCUUCCUGUCUGUCGGCGGUGCUGACCUUUACUCCCCCUUUGUCGGGGACUCAGAGAGGGCUUUAGCUCAGCUGUUUCGUCAGGCCCGCGCCUGUGCUCCCUGUAUCCUGUUCCUCGAUGAGAUUGACUCUCUGAUUGGCUCGCGGUCAAGUAGUCAGACACCGAACAGUGUGCAGACGCGCCUCCUGUCUGUGCUCCUGAAUGAGAUGGAUGGGGUCGGACUGAAGACGCUGGAGAGGAGAGGGACAGAGAAGAUCCUCCAGGCGGAGGGAGUGGAGGAGAAUCGCACUCAGGAGCAGCUGGAUUGCCAGGAAGUCUGCAACAAAGAUGUGAUGGUGGUAGCUGCCACAAACAGACCUGACUGUUUAGACAGCGCCCUCCUCAGACCUGGCAGACUGGACCACAUCAUCUACGUCCCACCACCGGACCAGCAAGCCCGUCUUUGCAUCCUGAAGGUGUGUACAGCGUCGAUGCCCAUAGAUGCUGAUGUGUGUCUGGAGGAGCUGGCCACAAAGACUGAGCUCUACUCUGGAGCUGACCUUGAAAAUCUGUGUAAAGAGGCUGCUCUGUUGGCGCUACAGGAGGAGAACAUGGAGGCUUCUGCCAUCAAGCACACACACUUCCUCCAGUCCCUCAGCAAAAUGAGCCCCUCUCUCACCGCCCAGCAGAUCCACGCAUAUCAAACACCACCCAGAUGAUAAACCACAUAUGUCCUUUAAAUUUUAUUAUUACAGAGUGUGUGCUCUGAAAUAAAAUAAGUAAAACUC
This is a messenger RNA of Plectropomus leopardus (leopard coralgrouper), 2452 nucleotides long. RefSeq names its product AAA ATPase AFG2B (gene afg2b). Gene Ontology annotation, cellular component: nucleus; cytosol; VCP-NPL4-UFD1 AAA ATPase complex. Gene Ontology annotation, biological process: mitotic spindle disassembly; retrograde protein transport, ER to cytosol; autophagosome maturation. NCBI's taxonomy places the organism in Eukaryota, Metazoa, Chordata, Actinopteri, Perciformes, Serranidae. Gene Ontology annotation, molecular function: ATP binding; ATP hydrolysis activity; polyubiquitin modification-dependent protein binding. The record is from RefSeq and is a predicted model, not a curated record.